Molecule: messenger RNA, 5180 nt
Organism: Sinocyclocheilus anshuiensis
Lineage: Eukaryota; Metazoa; Chordata; Actinopteri; Cypriniformes; Cyprinidae
Exons: 12
Coding region: 402-3671 (1089 amino acids)
Molecular function (GO): protein binding; guanyl-nucleotide exchange factor activity
Source: RefSeq, a predicted model, not a curated record
GUGUUUAAUUAAGCUACAUCUAUAACUUGAAUUUAAACUAAAGACUAUGUUAUCAGGUAUUAGUCUAUAUAUAAAUGAUGCAGGAGAAAGUACAGGUGAUUUAUGGUAGAUAGAUUGCUACAUUUAAUUCAUUGUGGACAUGGUUUUGGAACAAGUGUAAAAGUAUUCUUGUUUGUCUUUAAUGUGACAUUAAUGGUCAUACGAGUCUAUUAGGAGACAUGAUUGAAUGCCAUCUGAAUGUAAAAAUGUUAAAUAGGUAAUUUGCUAAAUAAAUGUACUUUACAUUAGACACAUUAAUCUCCCAUAGCGUGUGGUUUUGUUUAUCACAGACUUCGCCAAUGAUGAUAAAAAUGAUGCUUCCUAAGCUGGACACCUGACAUCUUGUCUUAAAAUGCGAGAGGAUGGAUAGUGCAAUCAGCCCUGCGUCAGAGUUUAGUCUCUCCAAUGGAUUUGUCAAUAGCGUGUUCAACGUUUCAGUUGACGAAGAGAGCAAAGCUGAGAUCUCAUGGAUUCCAGAGUGCAAUUCCUCAGACUCCAUUAUUCCCGGUCAGACGCUCAGAAGAGAAAAACAGGAACCGGUCCGGCGCUCCAGGAUGGCGGCCAUCUGGAGGAUCCUGCAGCGCCGCAAGACCCCCUGGGACCUGGAUAGACGACCUCACUCCGUCAUCCUCCCCGGUGAAGCGUCCUUCCUCAAACUGUCCAUCACUAACAAAGUCAGGCCCUUCAAGAAACUAAAGUCCCCAUCUGUUUUUAGAGGAAAAGCCGGUAAGAUUUCUGAUGCCAAAUUCAACACUGACCUGAAAGACGAGGCUGAUUAUGUGUACAUGUGCAAGGACUCUCCUUCUUCAGACUUCAAGCAUGUGUUUAGGAAUAAAGCCAAGAGACAUUCAUUCGCAGGACACACUGCAGACUUCUACUGUUUGUUUGAGGACAUCGCCCCCGCUGGAACCCCAGACAACGUCCAGCAGGAGACCAAAGACACCGUUAGCAACCAAAACGGCUGUAAGUUGUCAGAAAGAGUCGUUUAUACAAAGAAAUCUCACCCCAGCUUCUUUAACUACAACAAUUCGACAGAACAGGAAGACUGCUUUACGAAGCAAAGCCUCAAGAUACCUCAAAGAAGACGAUGGGCCAGAGGGGGUGACGUUUUGAAUUACUUGAGAAGAAUUUCCCUCAAAGAAAAGGGAAGUCAGACGCUGGCAGAGAGUAGUUUUGAGUCAAUGAAUGCCCUGGACAAAACCAUCGAUUCUGACUACGGCUCGGUCAACUUUGAACUGGUCAAGGAUUUGAACUCUGCACCUGAACAAACAGGGAUUCAUGGCAAAAGCAGCCAUUUUCGAGGCCUUCUCCGAUUUUUCAACACCGUGGCUGAGACUGCAAUGAAAUGGAGAAACUCGUCCCGCUCGUUCUCCCCCCCUGAAGGCCAGCAGUCGCCUCUCGGAGUGAGAAAGACACAGGAGUCCGGAGAACUCGUGCCUUUGACAGUCAGGAGCGGUGAGCAGAAAGCCGAUACCUCAGUUCAGGGUAAACCCACGUUAUCUGCUGACAUGAGCAAGGCGGUCUCGCCUGAUAAUGCCAUGGUGGAUUGCUCUCCUCCUGUGGUGCUGAAGGCCUGGAGAACAUGCCCAGACUCUCCGAGAGAUAACAGCUCCCUGUGUAAUAACUCGGAUGAAUCCCAGUCUCAGCUCAGCUCAACUCACAUCUCUCUAGCCACCAUCGAGAGCCACCCGAGAUAUGAAGAACCAGAGCCACCAAAAGAGACACAGACUGGCUUUGAAAACACGGCGAUCCCACAUCACUCAUCUAGCAAAGCUGUUGAUGAAAACCAAGAUGUUUGCACGGAUAGGAAAAAGAUGAACUGCCCGGAGGACGUGUUUAAGACCCUGUCGCGGCCCCGGGGCCAGUCGCCUGCAGAUCCUCCUCUCAAAGCUCUGCUCCAGCGGUGUCGCUCUCUGCCGCUGCCCACCGCACUGUCAGCCCUGGAGCCCAUGGCCCUCACACACAUGCUCACUCCUCCAGCUAAAACCAUGGCUAAAUCAGUCGUUCACCGCAUAAGGAACAGCAGCACAGGAUCCAACAGACGGAAGCGGAUUAGACCAGGAUCUGGACCACUGCACGUCAACAUGUUGAUCAGCGGCGGUUCGGUGGUCAGCGCGGAGGCAGUAUGGGAUCACGUGACGAUGGCCGAGCGGGAGCUGGCCUUCAAAGCUGGAGACAUCAUCAAGGUCCUGGACGCCUCCAAUAAAGACUGGUGGUGGGGUCAGAUGGAUGACGAGGAGGGCUGGUUCCCCGCCAGCUUCGUGAGGCUGUGGGUUAACCAGGAAAAUACAGCCACAGAAUCGGCUGAGGGUGCCGGUGAGGUACAGAACGGACACAGCGACCCCAGCAACGGCUGUCUGUGCAUCGGCCAAGCGCUGCAGAACCGAGACCAGAUGAGGGCCAACGUCAUCAACGAGAUCAUGAGCACUGAGCGCCACUACAUCAAGCACCUGAAGGACAUCUGUGAGGGAUACUUGAGGCAGUGUCGAAAGAGGAUUGACAUGUUCAGUGACGACCAGUUGAAAGUGAUUUUUGGAAACAUCGAGGAUAUCUACAGAUUUCAAAUGGGAUUUGUGCGGGACUUGGAGAAACAGUACAACAUUGAGGAGCCCCAUCUUAGUGAAAUCGGACCGUGUUUUCUGGAACAUCAAGACGGGUUCUGGAUCUAUUCAGAGUACUGCAACAACCACCUGGAUGCCUGCAUGGAGCUCUCCAAGCUGAUGAAGGACGGCCGCUAUCAGCACUUCUUCGAAGCCUGUCGCCUGCUCCAGCAGAUGAUCGACAUCGCCAUCGACGGCUUCCUCCUCACCCCUGUGCAGAAGAUCUGCAAGUACCCUCUACAGCUGGCCGAGCUUCUCAAGUACACAGCACAGGACCACAGUGAUUACCGUUAUGUGGCAGCAGCGCUCGCUGUCAUGAGGAACGUCACCCAGCAAAUCAACGAGCGCAAAAGAAGACUGGAGAACAUUGACAAGAUCGCUCAAUGGCAGGCCUCGGUGCUGGACUGGGAGGGUGAUGAUAUUCUACACAGAAGUUCAGAGCUGAUCUACACGGGUGAGAUGUCGUGGAUCUAUCAGCCGUAUGGCCGGAGUCAGCAGAGGGUCUUCUUCCUCUUCGAUCAUCAGCUGGUCCUGUGCAAAAAGGACCUGAUCCGUCGGGACAUUCUUUACUACAAAGGGCGCAUUGACAUGGAUCGCUAUACGGUGAGAGAUGCCAUCGAUGGACGGGACGACGACUUUAAUGUCAGCGUGAAAAAUGCGUUCAAGCUGCACAACAGAGACAGCGAGGAGAUCCACAUCUUCCUGGCCAAGAAGCCGGAGGAGAAGAUCCGCUGGCUGAGGGCUUUUCACGAGGAGCGCAGGAUGGUCCAGGAGGAUGAAAAAAUCGGUUUUGAGAUUUCUGAAUACCAGAAACGACAGGCUGCCAUGACGGUGCGUAAAGUGGCCAAACAGAAAGGUGUGAGCCAGAGCAGGUGCGUCUCCCCGGUGGACCCCUCGUCUCACGGACCCCUCAUGCUCUCCGAUGACACUCUACAGUCAGACCUAGUCGAAUUCCACGUCUCCAAAUCAGGACAAUCUCCAUUCUGGCAAAACCUUAAUAAGCUGACGUCGUUAAAAAAUGGUAAAAAAUAGUUGACUCUGUGUCUGAAUGCUCCCAGCAAUGACGUUCAAGCUCAAGUGUAUUUAUUAUGGACCUUAAAAACACCAUGAACCUCCAUCUGGAUAUCACUGACAAUCACGAGGCUGAUGCGAUCAUACCCGGAUGCUCACAUGUGUCAUGCACUAUUACUGUAUCUCCACUUUGAAGGCCAAAUUCAGUCGAACUGACCAGCAUAGGGUGCUCUUUGGCCUGCUGUGACAAUGACGGCCAUCAAAUUGAUAUGUGUCUCAAAGGUUCAAAGACAUGAAGAGCAUCCACAUGAGGAAACUCGUGCCGUACACUACAAAUUAAGACGUGGAGUGUGAGAUUGUAAGCUUUACACACAAUUAACAAUCAAAUCGUCUAAACAGGGUGUUGCUUUCUAAUCCACAGAGGUGAUUUUGUCAAUCUGAGGAACACAGACUUUGACAACAUGAUUAUUCCUAGUAUUAGUGAACAAGAUUUGUCACAAUCUCGUAUCAUGCUCUCCUCAAUCAAUCACACACGUUGUAUAUUGACUGAAGUCAUUUCAUAUGAUAAAUAUAGAUGUUUUUGUAUGUCUAUAAAAGGUAAAGUAGAUUUUUGAAUUUGCCUCCAAAGGGGGUUAUUUUUGAUUGUAUUAUAUGAUUACAUAAGUACUCCGUAGUAAGCACACUGAAACAUUCAUAUGCUUUGUAUUUGAGUUUGGUUGUUGUUCAUUUGUAAUAGAUACACUAAAUACUAUUUAUUGUAGUUAAUGGCAAAUAAUGAGCAGGUGUAAUGCACAGAACUCCUGGGCCAUGAAAUAUAUAUGUAAACGAAGACAACUGACAUCCUGAAAUUAAUGAUCAUAUUUGUUCAGCAUCUUUUCUGAAUCUUUCAUCAGGUUUAAAGCUCCCCAUGAAUGAAAUUUAAAAAUAGCCUACACCUGCAUUCAUUUAUUGGUGAUUGAUGAAUUAGCAGGUUACAUUUGGCACAGUGCAAAGUAGACAAUGUAAGAACACACGGGAUGUGAAAAUUGGUUUGUAGGAUAUGAGCUCAUGUCUACAGAUACACCUAAGCAGUUAUGUGAUUAACUCAUAACUAUAUAAUCUAAUCUAUUGGUGUUCAGUAAUAAUGCACUUCCUUAGUUACUUUCUUAUAAAUGUUUAGUAUGAAUUUACAUUUUGCCGGCUGUAAUGAUGUGCUAUGUUUUAAAGUAAAGAGUGAAAAUAAACUUGUACUUUCUGUUGUUUUCAUUUAAAUGACUAAGCCACUGUAAAAUACUACAUACAGGUAUCAUGAGACAAGUUCAGGUAUUGCUUAGAAAUAUCUUGUUCUGAAUAAAAUUGGAAAGGUCUUUUCUCACACACAUGACACAAAAAAGCCAAACGAAUCACUGAUGAAAUGACCUUUGAACAUUCUCAUGUCAGAAAUAAAAGUAAAAAAAAAACAAGAAUUAGCCACAGUUAUGAUGCUCAACUAAAGUAAAAUUAUUUGCAGUUAUUUGUAUGUUUGAAUUUGAUCAAGGUCAACAGCAAAAC